UGUUAGGGACUAUUCCUUCAAGCUCGUGCUAACAUUACCGUACGAAAACAGCAUGGACUCGCUAUGGACUAUGGCGGUUUGCGCGUUCGUCCUAAUUAUGCAACAUUUACCAUCAGCCCAAUGUACAGCAUGGCCGUGCGACUUUGAGACCAGUGACCUUUGCGGGUACACACAAGACAGCACAGAUGACCUGGACUGGACCCGUCAUUCCGGACAAACACCAACCUCUGCCACUGGACCGUCAGUUGAUCAUACUCUUGGUUCUGGUUAUUACGUGUACCUGGAGACAUCUGUGGGCAGUCCAGGUGACGCUGCCCGCCUUGUCUCCGCGCUCUUCCCCGUCAGCAGUGUUCCCUACUGCCUGAGGUUCUACUACCACAUGUUCGGGGACAGCAGCAUGGGGACUCUGAACGUGUACAUCAGGAAGCAAGGCAUCCUGGGAGCCCCGGUUUGGACUGUUACCGGUAACCAGGGAAACGCCUGGCAGUUCGGACAUGCGCAGUUGGACGGAAGCAGCAGUUUUAACGUCGUCUUCGAGGCCGUUCGCGGAAACGGCUUCAGGGGAGACAUCGCUAUCGACGACGUCACCGUCAGUGAUGAAUGUGAUCCGAUAACAACAACCGUUCUGCCAACGACAACUCCGUAUCCGCUAGCCUCUCCAAACUGUACAUUUGAAGUGUCGUCAAUCUGCGGGUACCGACAAGACAUCCACGACUCAGCUCAGUGGACAUGGCACCAGGGACAUACGGAUACCGGCGGUACGGGGCCUGACUUUGACCAUACCUUGGGCACAGCACUAGGACAUUACAUGUACUUCGAGGCCUCCAACAUUGACCCUGGGGAGACAGCACGCCUGUUGUCUCCUACCCUUCCAAUCAUCCCCUCGUCUUCGAGCCAUACAAGUUACUGCCUGACGUUCUGGUACCACAUGUACGGCCUCCAUAUUGGUACUCUGAUUGUUAACCGGAAAGGGAGCGGAGGCUCCGAAAUCCCUGUAUGGAGCCUCUUCGAUGAACAAGGCAACGCCUGGCGACAAGGACAGCUUCCUCUUGACGGCACCGCGGAGUCAGCGGUGGUGUUUGAGGCAGUUCGCGGAAGCAGUUACAGGGGAGACAUCGCAAUAGAUGAUGUUCAUGUGAUACCAUACACAGGACAAUGCGAACUUAUCCCUGCAUCUGCCAUGGUGCCUUCGCCUUCAUCACCCACCAUCACUAUCCAAUCGUCUAGUACACGUGCUUACCUAUCAACGCCAAGGACAUUGUCCUCAGUAACAACAACAACAGGGCAACCGACCACAGCAAUGUCGACAGAAACACCAUCGGCAAUCGUCACUAUUGCAACCGGGCAAUCGUCAACACCCGGCCGUAUCCCUUCUACAACUACUACAAGUGUACCUCCCACACCCGCCAUUACUGCCCAAUCGCCCAACACACGUACCUAUCUAUCAACGUCAGGAUUACUGCCUAUAGCAACAACAAAAUGGCAAUCUACUAGUAUAUCAACAGAAUCCACCAUCGCGACAGGGCCAUCGUGGACAACUAGCAGACCG
This is a messenger RNA of Branchiostoma belcheri (Belcher's lancelet), 1549 nucleotides long. RefSeq names its product MAM and LDL-receptor class A domain-containing protein 1-like. The annotation marks the transcript as partial. The transcript is spliced from 7 exons. Gene Ontology annotation, biological process: nervous system development. Lineage: Eukaryota; Metazoa; Chordata; Leptocardii; Amphioxiformes; Branchiostomatidae. Gene Ontology annotation, cellular component: membrane. The record is from RefSeq and is a predicted model, not a curated record.